AACAAAGUCUGUUAUUCAAAUGCUUCUCAAAAAUCUUCCCAAAUACAUUGAUAACUGAAAUAGGUCUAUAAUUGAACAUAUUGUCUUUACUUCCAGAUUUACAUAUUUGUGUCACUAUGCUUUCUUUAAGUUGGCCAGGAAUUACUGAGGAUUUGAAACAGAGGUUGAUAAUAAUACAAACUAUUUGCUGUAACUCUAUGUUAUCCACUGGAGUUAGAAACAUAGAGUAAGCAAUGUUGACGACAUGAAGAUCUGAUAUAUCAAGAAUUGAGUUUUGAUCAAUCUGACUUGUAUUUGAAUAUGUUACCCUGAACACUGCACAAUUGAAGCAUCGGCGUAGAGCGUAAAUGGCAACACUGCCCCAGUACUGCUAA
This is a messenger RNA of Acanthoscelides obtectus, 374 nucleotides long. NCBI's taxonomy places the organism in Eukaryota, Metazoa, Arthropoda, Insecta, Coleoptera, Chrysomelidae. The record is from the annotation of a GenBank genome assembly.